AAAUAUGGCACUGAACUGUAUGAAAAUGUUACUUAUAACGCUAGGUACUUACCAAAAUUAAAAAAGCGAGCCUCCCCGCCGAGUUUAUUGAACAAUUAGGACGGAUUUUGGUCCGUGGAGUUUGUCUGUUUGUGGUAUCUGGUAUGUCAGGAAUGGUACAAAGAAUCUGGAUAACGCGGAGCCCGACGCGCACGUUCACUGCGCAUAGCAAGCCGUGUAAAGCCAGUUUUCUUCAAAACCUCUCCCCGUUCCCUUCCAACAACAUAGAAAUCCACGUUUUGCAUGCAUGUGACAUCUAGCGUGCAAGAGCUUUACAUAAAGAAAGAGCACGCCAUUAUCAGUCACAUGUCAAGCAGCAUCUGUCAUGAAAUGUCAAUUCAAAUGACGCCAAGUUUGAAUUUUCUUUUAACGGUUGUGUUGUCUUGUUGUUUGUAUUUUUUUGUACCUUGUGUUGUGCACUUUCACGUCGAUAAGUUUUUUAUGGGUAAAUAGGGAAUAGUAUAAUACAUAGUUUAUUAUUUUAAAAUCAGAGCCAGGGAAUCUUAUUGUGGUUUUAAUAAAUUGUCAGCCGAAAAGUUAUCAAGAUGACAGGUAUAGAGGAAACCAAAACAUCAACACCAAACAUUAAUGCCUCGAAAAGGCGAUCUCUAUUUAACCAAUCAGUGAUUGCAAGUUCACCAUUAGUGGUGAUGUUAGAAAGAAAUGCUGAGGAUGAUGAAGAAGAACGUCGAAUGCGUAGGGCUGAGGCUGCUAGGAGGUCCCUUCUUGCGGACCAGUCUAUGACAGAAAAGAAGGAUAGGCGUAGCUUCUCAGAUUCAUAUAUCAUGAAUGAGUAUAAAGUUUCCACUCAGCUAUUCAAUGAAAAUAAAAUCACUGUUAAAAAUGCAUGGCACCUGCGCAUCAUAGAGAUCUUGAAGCCUCUUUGCCAUAGACGUGCAGGGGAAGACCUCCUCCAAAUUGCUGGUACUUCUUUGAAAAUAUGUGCCAAGGUGUUUUGUAUAAGAGUGGAUGAUUUGCAUGCAAAGGGCGUGCGUCUUGCCAAUGAUAUGGCAAGAGUAGCUGCCAAUCAUGAAGCUGAUAACCGAAGUGAUAUUGACGAAGAUGGUCAAGGAGAAGAGGGAGAAGAUGGCCAGCCAGCUAAGAAAAAACAAAAGAAGAGAAGGGUAGUUAACCCCAAUGGACCCAAACGUACAGUAUCAAAAGAUGCUCAAAAAUUCUUUGGACCUCUACCAAAGCUGGAACCAGCAGAUAUAUCUAAUCGGGUGAAAGCAGAUUUUGGGAACAUAGAAAGUCUUUGUACAUUGACUUUUCCAAUGAAUAGCAAAAACUGCGCUUUUAUCAUACUCAACGAAGAAGAGCGCUUCAAUAGUACCGCUGAUAUAGUGGAUAUGGACAAAUCAGAAGAGGAUCAUCCUAUGAUAGACUUUGAGCAAAUUCCUGUUACACCAAUUCCAAAAACAUGUAAAAUCAUGCUUCCCUUUAAGGAUUUCGAGUUUAACAAAGAGAACCCUGAGCAUCAUAUACAGCCUAGAACAGGCGAUCCUUCUGAAGUACCACCUGUACAACUGGAUGGUACUAUUCAUGAUCCAUUUCAGCAUGAUGAUGAUUUGUUUAAUGAUAUGGACAAUGACGGUGGUAACUCGAUCCACGAAGAAAUUGGCGUAGCUGAAGCAGGACAAGCUUCCGCACCUCAUCUAGUGGACAAAGAAAGAACUACAAUUUUUGGUCCUCAAGAAGAGGCACAGACUCAAGUGAAUGGGGUUAGAAACAGGGCAGUAGUCGGCACUAUGACAAAUACUACAGGCCAGAGUAAACUGGGAGAUUCUUUUAAUUUUGAUCACAUUGACAUAACUACGGGAUUGAUCAUUGACAAAGUGUGGGCAGGACCAGCACAUUGGAAAUUGAAGAAUGUUGUACAUACUACAAAGGAGGUGUUUACUGGUCGGAAAGAGGUACAAAAACAAAAGCGUGCACGUAAGAAGAAGGAACCGUGUGCAGUAGAUUUUAAUAUAGAUAUAGAUGAUAUUAACAUAGAUUUUAGCAAAAAAGUAAUUUCAAAACCUGGCAAGACAGUUCCUGAUAACAAGCUGUUUUUGCCCAAAGUUGACGAUCGGCUGAUGGACUACCUUCAAAAUCCUCAACGCAUGGACGAAUUAUUCAUAAAGCCCGGUACUUACGCUUCCGAUCUGAAACGAAUGUGGAAUAGAGAUACGGAAUCUUUCUUAGAAGACAAAAACGCAGACGAUGGAUUUGAUAAUUCUCAGUUCGUACCUGCUGAUGAUAAUAUGCCAGACUUUGACAAUGAUGGUGCCAAUGGAGAUGCUUUGGAUUGUGAAGUCAAUGGAGGUCUAGAAGGAAGCGAACACGUUGCUGCAGAACAAAGAAAUCUUCAGGACAACUUAGUCGAGGCACCACAAAUGGUUGAAACCGAGUAUGUUCCAUAUGCGACCAAGGCAAAGCAAAUAAACAUGAAAAAACUGAAGCAAGCUAUAUGGCAACAUUUGACGCAAUCCAAUGAAAUAAUUGGCACUCAACCAGGUGAACGAAGGCCUGGUAGAGUGAAAGAGACGACAUUCGCUGCUUUGUACAGUUCCCUACCUGAAAUGCUAACAGGUAAAGAAAAGACGAAUCUAACUUGCGCUCUAGCUUUUGUAGCCCUGCUGCAUUUGGCGAACGAAGAAAACUUGCAGUUCAAAAAGGUUGAUGGGGAAAAUAAUUUCACAAUAAAAAGGAAUGAAGGUGGUUAAAGUCAGUGAACACAGUGUUUUUGCUUUUAUACUUAUUCAUUUUCAGGAUAUAGAUGUACAAAUGUAUAUAAAUCUUAUUUUGUAGUCACUGUUGUAUUGAACUUCAUCUCCCUCCUUUUGAAUAAACCAUUUGUAAAAAAA
Molecule: messenger RNA, 2888 nt
Organism: Acanthoscelides obtectus
Lineage: Eukaryota; Metazoa; Arthropoda; Insecta; Coleoptera; Chrysomelidae
Source: the annotation of a GenBank genome assembly